AUGUCGUACUGCCCGGUAUACGGUUGCAAUAGCGAUGCAAAAAAGAAUCCUCAUAGAGUACAUUUCUUCUCAUUUCCAAACGGAAAAUCGGUAGCCCAACAAACAAGAAAAAAGACGUGGAUUGAAUUCUGCAAACGAAAAGCAUUCAAGCCAUUAUCAAAUAGCAGAAUUUGCUCACUUCAUUUUGCUGAGGACGCAUACCAGCCUGGACAUUCGCCACAGUUUCUAGAGCUUUUAGAGUGUAAAGAAACUUUUCGAGUACAGUUAAAAACUGAUGCAUUGCCAACCUUGAACAAACCAUUAAUAGAUACAAGUGGAAUUAAAGCAAGAACUGUUACAAAAAGAAGACUACGAGAAAAAGUAAUUCGAAUUUUAAAUCAUUAAUGUAUUUUUGUCCAAUAACUUUGCAAACUAAUAGUCAUUGUCACAUUCUAAAUGAUAAACAGUAAAAAUAUUUACCUACAAUUACAGGGAAUAUCUGAUCUUCUAAAUCCAGAAGAAUUGGCAAAGGAAGAAGAAAGUUCAAUUGAAGAGGACGAAGAACCCGGCACAUAA
Paramuricea clavata is the source of this 555-nucleotide messenger RNA. NCBI's taxonomy places the organism in Eukaryota, Metazoa, Cnidaria, Anthozoa, Malacalcyonacea, Plexauridae. The record is from the annotation of a GenBank genome assembly.